Molecule: messenger RNA, 1305 nt
Organism: Lolium rigidum
Lineage: Eukaryota; Viridiplantae; Streptophyta; Magnoliopsida; Poales; Poaceae
Exons: 2
Coding region: 1-1305 (434 amino acids)
Molecular function (GO): protein binding
Source: RefSeq, a predicted model, not a curated record
AUGGCUACUCCCCUGCCCACCCACAACCAGGUUCCGAUCCCCGUCGAUGCGAGCUUCGCCGGAGACACAGAGGUCUCCGCUGCUGGCUUCCCCACUGUCCUGCGCCUGCCUCUCGUCGACCAGGCCACUACGCACUCAAUAAGUUGCAUGACGGAGGCUGAACAGUUUGUACCUUGGUCAGAGCUUCGUCCGGAGCUGGUGGGUCUUGUGCUCAAGCGCCUCCCUUCCCUGGCUGACCGUGUUCGUAUGCGAGCAGUAUGUCACCCAUGGCGCAAUGGUACUAUGUCACAGGCUCUUCCCCUCCCAUUCCCCUGGCUCACCCUCCCCGAUGGAACCUUCCUCAGCAUCCCAGGUGGUGAGGUUCACCAAAUUCCUGUUCCUGAUGGUUCUUCUUGCCAUGGCUCCAUUGACAGCUCGCUAUUCCUCAUGAGCAGUGAUGGUGCCUUUUCAUUGCUGAACCCUUUCUCCAAGACCACAAUUGAGCUUCCUAAUCUAGUCACUGCUUGGCAGAGGGAGAUAGAUGACCAUACAACCCAUCUAGCUGAUGUUCCAGUUUCCUAUAAGUUGGUUGCACCCACGCCCCUGGGCUCAUCACCCAAGUCCCUUGCUGCCGCUCUGAUCAUUGGCAGUGGGUAUGCCAAAAAUCUUUGUAUCAUCAAACCACAAGUUGCCACUUACCCAUUCAGACUUUCAGCAGAUCCAUAUCCUCUUGUGGACUUCACGUUCUUCGAUGGACGGCUGCACAUGGUCUCUGAGUUUUUCAAGCUUUUCAUCGUUGAUUUCUCUGAGAACCUUGAAAACAAUCCAAACAUCAGCUGCGCAAUUGACUCUGUUGGUGAUUUUCUUGGAGCUCCCCAAUACUUGGACCCAAAGGGGUUUUAUCAACUCAAGCAGUAUCUAGUUGAAAGUGGUGGUAAAUUGUUGAUGGUGCAGCGCUUUAUGAGCUCUAGUUUUAGGAAUACUAAUGUUCAGACUGUUGGAUUUAAGGUCCUUGAGGCAGACAUGCGCACCAACCCUGGUCAGUGGAGGAUGGUGAGUGAUUUGGGUGGCCAUGCGCUCUUUCUUGGCAAGCAAAGCUCCAAGUCCCUGCCUGCUGGAGAAGGCUGUGGAUCACACGAGGAUUGCAUCUACUUCAUCUGCGACUAUCCUUGCCGGGAGUCUUCUGCAAACCCUCUACGCGAUUCUGGCAUAUACAGCAUGAGAAAUGGGACGUUCAUGCCAUUGUAUUCAGGGACUCCAGCAGUACCGGAACGCCAAGCUGGCCAGUGGGGGCUGACAUGGUUUUUCCCUCCUGAAGCUGUGUGA